Octodon degus (degu) is the source of this 978-nucleotide messenger RNA. Its product is annotated as olfactory receptor 7A17-like. The record is from RefSeq and is a predicted model, not a curated record. Gene Ontology annotation, molecular function: G protein-coupled receptor activity; olfactory receptor activity. The transcript is spliced from 2 exons. Gene Ontology annotation, cellular component: membrane. NCBI's taxonomy places the organism in Eukaryota, Metazoa, Chordata, Mammalia, Rodentia, Octodontidae. Bases 1 to 978 code for a protein of 325 amino acids. Gene Ontology annotation, biological process: G protein-coupled receptor signaling pathway.
AUGGAAUCAAAAAAUAACACAAGAGUUUCAGUUUUUCUUCUGGGAUUUUCAGAGAAUCUAGAACUUCAGACCCUGAUAUUCGGACUUUUCCUCUCCAUGUACCUGAUCACUUUUCUUGGGAACUUGCUCAUCAUCCUGGCCACAUCUUCAGACUCCCACCUGAAAACACCCAUGUACUUCUUCCUCUCCAACCUAUCAUUUGUGGAUAUCUGUUUUACAUCAACCACUAUGCCAAAGAUGCUGGCAAAUAUCCAGAAAAAGUGCAAGGCUAUAACUUAUGAAGGCUGCAUUACUCAAACUUUUUUUUUUACAUUGUUUGUAGGAUUGGAAAACUUUCUUCUGGUUGUGAUGGCUUAUGACCGCUUCGUGGCCAUUUGUCACCCUCUGCACUACACAGUCAUCAUGAGGUCUCAACUCUGUAUAUUGCUGGUUUUUAUGUCCUGGAUCAUGAAUGCCCUUAAUUCUUUGUUACAAAGCUUAAUGGUUCUGAAGCUGUCCUUCUGCACAGACUUGGAAAUCCCACACUUUUUCUGUGAACCUAAUCAGUUGGUUUAUCUUGCCUGUUCUGAUACAUACCUUAACUAUAUGGAACUUGAUUUGGUAGGUGGGUUGCUAGGUGGUGGAACCCUUGCUGGUAUCCUAUACUCUUAUUCUAAAAUUGCUUCCAAUAUAUGUGCAAUCUCUUCAGUUCACGGGAGAUAUAAAGCAUUUUCCACCUGUGCAUCUCACCUAUCAGUUGUCACCUUAUUUUAUUGCUCAUUACUAGGUGUGUACUUCAGUUCUGCUGUCACUGAGAACUCACACUCAAGUGCAAUGGCCUCAGUGCUUUAUACUGUGAUCACCCCUAUGCUGAACCCUUUUAUUUAUAGUCUGAGAAAUAAAGACAUAAAGAGGGCUCUGAAAAUUUUACUUGACAGGAUGAAUCGCAAUAGAUUUACCAUAUUAAGUAAAGAAGUGUCUUUCAGAAUCUGUAAUUAG